Messenger RNA from Anolis carolinensis (green anole), 2668 nucleotides. RefSeq names its product poly(ADP-ribose) polymerase family member 9 (gene parp9). The transcript has 10 exons. Lineage: Eukaryota; Metazoa; Chordata; Lepidosauria; Squamata; Anolidae. Gene Ontology annotation, biological process: positive regulation of type II interferon-mediated signaling pathway; negative regulation of gene expression; protein poly-ADP-ribosylation. Gene Ontology annotation, molecular function: transcription corepressor activity; NAD+-protein mono-ADP-ribosyltransferase activity; NAD+ poly-ADP-ribosyltransferase activity. Gene Ontology annotation, cellular component: cytoplasm; nucleus. The record is from RefSeq and is a predicted model, not a curated record. Bases 129 to 2540 code for a protein of 803 amino acids.
UGGACAAGAGGAUUCCAAGAGGAAUAGCUACAUUGCCAACAUUGCCUUUACUACUCAGCCAAAGCAAGAGGACAAUGGAGGAGAAAAGAAGCUGCAUCUAGAAGGGGACAACUCAGAAAGGGUUCGAAAUGGGGAACGUGAUGAAACUGCUGACUUCCAGUUCUGACACCACUCAGCAUGACAACCCAGAAAUGAAGAUGCCCAUGGAUGAGGAAAUUUUAUCAGUUCCUAUCAGCAACUACGUUUAUGUAAUUCUGAAAAGACGAGAAAACUACUUCAUCAGUUUGCUUCAGAAGAAAUUUGGUUGCAUCGCUGUCCUUAAGAGCAUAAGGAAUCCCAUCAAAGUGUAUAAGAAAAGCCUGAAGGAAGGAGUUGAAGUCUCUGUUUGGGUCGAUGACCUUACAAGACACGAGGCCGACGCUUUGGUGAAUGCAGCCAACGAAUACCUGCACCAUUUUGGAGGCCUUGCCUUUGCUCUCCUGAAGGCUGGAGGGCCAGAAAUUGAAAAGCAGUGCAAGCAUUUCAUUGAGAAGAACGGACCACUCGGCGUUGGCCAGAUUGCUGUCACGAGUGGCGGAAGACUCCACUGUAAGCAAGUCAUCCAUGCCGUUGGUCCGCGGUGGUCUGAAGGCCAGAAAGAAGACUGCUGCCUCAAACUUGAAACAGCCAUUAUCAACAUUUUGAAAUACGUAAAUGCCCCAGAAAACAACAUCAAAUCUGUUGCCAUUCCUGCAUUGAGCUCAGGGACCUUCAAUUUCCCGCAGGAGUUAUGUGCUCAUGUGAUUGUACGGACUAUAAAGAAUUUUAUCCAACUAGCUCCAUUGUUUGGCUACUUGCAAGAAGUCCAUCUUGUGAACAUUGAUGAGGCCAGUGUUGAAGUACUAAGGAGAGUUUGUGAUGAGUUGCUAGGUGCCAAUGAUAUUGUGCCUCUGAAUGGAGCCGUGGAUUCUGUCACAAUCCAUAACCUCUGCCUCCAAAUCAAGAAAGAGAAUAUAGAGACACAGAAAACUGCUGUUAUUAUUAACUCUGUGGUUCUACGAGAUGACCCAUCGCAAGGAAUAGGAGAGAUAUUAGGAAACGCUGACCCAGCUAUGAAGGAGCAGUUCCUGGCAGAAUUACAUAAACACCCAUCGGAGAGUCCCAAACUCAUAUAUACCAAAGGAUACAAUGUUGACUGUGAGUUUGUGCUCCAUGUGGUAUGGCCCUCUUCCAGUAAAGACAACGCUCAGGAGGCGUUAAAAGCAGCCAUGUCGAAAAGUCUGUUCAAGACUCAGGAGCGCCAGUUCCCGUCCAUUUCGUUCCCUCCCCUUGGGAUUGAAGAGCUACAUUUGCCGAAGGAUGACGUGGCAGAGAUUAUGGUGGAAGAAGUCAUACGCUUUGCAAAGGAGCAUCCUGACAAGAAGCCAGAAGUAUACAUUGUAAUUCCUCCAGAUGACAAUGAUAUUUAUCAGGCUUUCUGUAGCAAGCUGAUAUCAGUCAAAAACCAACUGGAAGAGAAGAUGGACUGCAGCAGUAUGGAUGCCAUGGAGGUACAGACCAAUGCAGAAUGUGAAAGUAAUGGGCCAUCUGUGGAACUGAUUGGACACAGUUGUGAAAGUCUGGAGGAAGCCGCAUUGUGGCUCAAAGACAUCAUUAAAGUUGAAGAAAGUCACCGGAUUGUCAUAAGAAAUUCUAAUAUCCUAAACCUUGGCAGUGGUCAGCCUGUUGAACUUUCUUAUCUCCAGAAGCAUUUUGGUAUAACUAUAAUGGAAAGCUUGACAGAUGAGGGGGCAGCCCUUGAGAUUGAAGGCUCCCCCCGAGCUGUAAUUGAUGCCACAUUUGCAGUCGAGUUCAUGCUCCAGACUACAGCCAAGCAAGAACCCCCGGCAACAGACGGACCAUCAUCACGGUAUCUGGAUCCAUACCCACAUGAAGGGCACACGGAGAGGACAAAUAAAUAUUGUUACCAAGUCAUUCCUAUAGAGUCAUAUCUUCAGAAAUUCAAGGACAAGGAAAAACAACUUGAAAAAGCCGGCCUCCGGGUUCUCAAGAUAGAGAAAAUAUGUAAUCCCCUGUUAGAAUCUGCCUUCCAAAGGAUUAAAAGAAAAAUAGAAGGGAAAAAUACCGGAAUGCCAGUAUGCCAUAGAUUAUACCAUCAUGUCCCAGCUCAGUACUGUAGUUUAGUAUGUAAAACUGGAUUUCAGAAAACUUACUCUUCACAAGACCAGAAAUAUGGAGCAGGCAUCUACUUUAACAAGAAUCCCAGGAGCCUGGUCACAACUACAAAGGAAAAAUGUGAAAUGGACCAUUUAAUCUGUUUGUUUGAGGCAGAGGUUGUAACAGGCUCAUAUACGAGGGGCAGUCGAAGCUACGUGGCACCACCUUCACUCAGCGCAAGCAGCAUGAAACUCUACGAUAGUGUGGUUGAUAAUAUCCACAACCCUGAGAUCUUCGUCAUUUUUAAUAGAGAGCAAGCCCUGCCAUUGUAUUUGUUGACUUGUUCCCUGCUCUGGAACCCAGAAGAGAAAACCAGUUUGGAAACAUCAGGCCGGAAGCGUUAAGACUGUAAAAACGUUAAUACGUUUAAAAAUAAUACAGGCACUAGAUUUGGUGGUUUUUAGGAUUACCUAUGGCAAUUCUCCAAGGCAAUUGCAAAAAAAAUCUUGCUUCAUUAAAAUGAUUAAAAAUC